AUGGCCACCUCCAAUAUUUUCUCCGCCGCUGACCACACCUCGACCUCGGCGCCGCCUGUUUUUCAAGGCAUUCCCAUAUACCUGAAGCCUUCCUCAAGCACCUUUCGAAAGCCGAGCUUUUACAUCCCACGCAUGCGCGAAUGCGUCGAGGCGACCGAGGCGAAGAAAGAAAUUUUCCGCGUGGAUGGGUUGGGGUCCGCGCUUCCGCUCUUCGCGAUCAGUUCGGCGUCGUGCGAGUACUACUCGCUACGGCUUCCGUUAUUAAAGGCGGGGUUUAAGCGUUUGUGCGCACCGCUGGAAGGGGUGGUGUGCAACCUCGUCUGGGGACGAUCCAUGCCCUCGCAUCCACUUGGGGUGGCCGCCUCCGCGCCGUCUGCGCAGGCGUUUUCGAGCAUGCUCGCAGCGGGCGACGCCCUCCCCCCCCUCCUGCGGGAUCGCCUCACCUCCGCGGCGAAGGAUCUCGGCUGGGCAGCCCUCCUGCGGAUGGAAAACCCUUUCCAGCGCUUCAACCACUUCCCCCUAAGCCAUCGGAAUCUCGGCUGCAAGCGGGGAAUGGCGGCGAACCUGCGGCGGAUUCAGUUUCAUAUCGAAGGGAUGCGCGGCGGCCCCGAAUCGCGAUCGCUUCCCCCGGAUUUGUACGACUUCGUCCCGCAGACGUGGGUGUACCCGCAGGAAAAGGAGGCGCUGUUGCGCAUCUUUCGCGCCGCGCCGAGCUCGGAACGUUUCAUCUGGAAGCCCGCGCGGGGGAGUUGUGGGCGGGGGAUUUACAUCUCCCAGGGCGGUGCCGCCCACACCGCGUCGUGGGAGCGGGUGAUGGAGGAAAUCGAGCGGAAGGCCUCUGGCGAUCAGCCUGGCGGCCGCAUUUAUCGCCAGUACGUCGUUCAGAAGUACCUCGAUAACCCGCUUUUGUUGAAUGACAAAAAGAUGGAUCUUCGGCUCUACGUCGGUGUCACUUCCUACGAUCCGUUGACGGUGUACCUGCAUGAGGAGGGUCUUGUGCGGCUCGCUGCGGAGCCGUAUGACAACGACGACGGGCUCCUUUCCUCCCCUCCGGAAGAGGCGAUGGGGUUGGGGGAGGGCGCACUCAAGUGGUCCGCGAGCGGACCCCAGGAGGACGGCGUGGAGGCGCAGUUCAUCAAUCGCUUUCGCCAUCUAACCAACUAUUCCAUUGGGCGAAAAUACCCUGCCUUCCGGCAGCUGCAGCAGGAGGGCUCGCUUCCCCAGACGCGACCCUCUUCUGGAGAAGUUGGAGCGAGCGCGGUCCCUCCCUCCGGCGGCAUUUUGGAUCCCAACGAUGGGCAUGCGGAGGCGCUCGCGGCGAUGGAUCGGCCUCUCCCUGAGCUCAAAUGGAGCCUGCAGCGGUUGUGGGAGUAUCUAGACCGCGAGCACGUGACCACAGACGGAUCAGCAGCGAGCGGCAGGCCUUUCUCGACCCCGUCGGAGCGGUUGAAGGAGGAAAUUGCGUUGAUUAUCACGCGCGUGCUCAUGUCUGCCCGACCUGCCAUCCUCCAGGGGCUUCGUGCGCAGCCCGGCGGCACCCCUUCCGCGAUCGCUCCCUCGAUGCCCGCACGGCAUGAUGGUUUCUUUGAGCUCUACGGGUUCGAUAUCAUGCUCGAUGCGAAUCUUAACCCCAAGCUAAUCGAGGUGAACACCAUGCCGUCCUUGGAGAGCAGCUCGGACUUCGACUACGCGGUUAAGAGCAACGUUGUGGCAGAUUUGCUGAAUUUAUCGAUGAUGGAGGCCUUCGAGCGGCCGCGGGAGGCCCUCAGCCCCUUUCUUAAGCAACCAGACGACCUUCAUUCCCCUGACGUCGCGGUAAGACCGUACAUCCACACCUUGGAUUUGCUUUCUCAGGAGCGGGGGGGCGAUCAAACGGCUCGAAUUUCCUUUGAAAUCCAGCGGAAGGAGAUUGCUUCGAAGCUGAAAGAUGAACUGCAGUACGCGCGUGGGUUCAAACGAAUAUUCCCGCCCGUAUCCGCUGAGGAAGUCGCUCGACAGGGCGCUUCGCCGUCGAAUUAUCCUAUUCCAGCCCUCAGUCACCGCGCCAAGAAAGAUUUAGAGGCUUACAGCGCGUUGGGGUUCCUCUCUCAGAGUGAUGAAUGGGCACUUCAGUUGUCGUAG
Molecule: messenger RNA, 2121 nt
Organism: Phytomonas sp. EM1
Lineage: Eukaryota; Euglenozoa; Kinetoplastea; Trypanosomatida; Trypanosomatidae
Source: the annotation of a GenBank genome assembly